Messenger RNA from Guillardia theta CCMP2712, 835 nucleotides. RefSeq lists its product as hypothetical. NCBI's taxonomy places the organism in Eukaryota, Cryptophyceae, Pyrenomonadales, Geminigeraceae. The transcript has 4 exons. The annotation marks the transcript as partial. The record is from RefSeq and is a predicted model, not a curated record.
AGGACAACAGCGAAAGGUCAGGAGAGAAACGCCCUGUGGUUGGAAGCGUGAAUGCAGUGGGAAAGUCCCCGCGAGGAGCAACUAUAGAGCUUAUAAGAACAUGGAAGGACCCAAGAGCAACUUGCUGCAGCAUCGCAAGGGAGUUGCCGUUGCUGCUGAUGGCUGCAGGCUGGCCUACGAGACCUCUGGCGAUCCUCAAUCCAAGGACAAGGUGCUGCUGGUGAUGGGCUUCAGCUGCUGCCACUCGUACUGGGAUCCGCAAAAGGAAGUGCUGUGUGGUGGAGGAGAAGCGGAGGAAGGAGGAGGACUCGAGAUAUGCUGGUUCGACAACCGCGGGGUAGGGAGCAGCGACAUUCCCUUUGGGAGAUACUCGACCAGGCAGCUCGCUGCCGACUGCAUCAGCCUCAUGCAGGCGCUGCGCUGGAUCGACUCUCCUCCCCCUCCUCCGUCAGGGAGGAGCAAGGGCCUGAGGAGGAGGCAACUCCACACGAGCAACAGGCUGCACCUGGUGGGAUGGAGCCUGGGCGGAAUGAUCGUGCAAGAGCUGGUCCUCCUCCUCCUCGACGAGGGCAUCCAGCCAGCGUCGAUGCUGUUGGCCUGCACGCACAGCGGCGGUUGGAGGAUCCUUCCUCCUCUGGGCUCUUUCCUCGACAUCCUCCGAGUCGCCACGUCGACCAACCCGUCGAGGAGGAUCAGGACCGUCCUGCCGCUGCACUACACGACCGACUUCUUGAAGAGCGGAGGGCUGGGCGGCAUGGCGUCUGAGGAGAGGAUGAACGGGGAGGUGCUGCAUGAAGACUACAAGAGUCGCGCUCCCUUCCGUGACUUCUCCCUC